AUGCCCUACAUAAAUGUAGUAUUGUUGUUUUUGGCCACAUGUACAAUAUCUGCAAGUCAAUCUGACAAUAAUUUCGAUGCAAAAUAUAAAUUAAUGGAACAAUUUUUAACGGCCAAAAAUCUAGACACUGCUCUUUUGUACACGUGUUGGUCACUGCCAGAUCGAAUAAAGCAUAUGGAAAAAUUCAAAGAAAAAAAAAUAGCGGUCUUAUACCGCAAUAAAGAAGAUUUUUAUGGAAAUUUGAAAUUGGAUGAAUUGUUCACAAUAACACUGUACUCUCCUUUGCUAGGAAUAAUUGUUGAUUGGUCAUGUGAUGAUGACUCACUAUUUAAGUUUUCAGAAAGUUGGUUAUGGAAUGCAAGUUAUCAUUGGCUUAUGGUAAUGAGUGAAAAAUCAAAUAACAACAUUCAAGGUUUUUUAACAUCAAAAAAUAUAAACCUCACUAUCAGUAGUGAAAUUUUAUUAGCAUAUCCUAAUGUGAUGGAUGACAUUAUUACUAAUUGGCAUAUUUUUGACAUUUAUCGUACAGCUUUCGAACCAAGAGGAAAACUAAUGAUUGAUGCUGUAAAUAAAACUUUUGGUAUAUGGGGGAACCGAUUAUGGAAAUUUGAUAAAAGAUCAAAUUUACAAAAUUUAACGUUAAAUGUUGUUACUAUAGGCAACCCAUACGGCGCCUUGGCUAAUAAAAAUGGCACGGAUAUUAAACCAUCUAGUGAAGAACUGGUUAAAUAUUUAAAGACGUUUAAUUUGGAUCGCUUAAACUCCGUACAAAAAUUUAGCUUUGCCAUAAUGUAUCCGUUGACGAGAAUUUUACUAAAUAUGACAUUGAAAAUUCAAACGACGAAUUCGUGGGGUUACAAGGUUAAUAACAAAUGGGACGGAAUAGUUGGACUGUUGAUGUCCGGAGAAGCCGAUUUUUCUAUAAGCAUAAAUGCGUUGAGGUCUGAAAGAUAUGAAGUCGUCGAUUACUCUGCUAUUUCCACUUGGAAGCAUUUACCUUGUUUCAUCUUCCGUCAUCCACGAUCGUCUACGGCGUCAACGAACAUAUUCUUACGUCCGUUCGAAACAACCGUUUGGUUAUCGAUAAUAUGUAUAGUGAUAUUGUCUGGACUUGUUUAUUGUACAAUCGUGCAUUAUGAAUCGAAUCAAACGUUCUCGUUGAGAGUAUUAAGUGACAUCGUCCUCUUAAAGAUCGGCACGUUAUGUCAACAAGGUACAGUCAUGGAACCUACGAAAUUCAGCAAUAGGCUAAUUGUCAUUUUAAUGUUUGUGUUCAGUUUGGUUACGUAUCAGUUUUAUUCAUCGAGUAUUGUCUCCGGGCUAUUGCGCCCGACUGUAAUGAAUAUUGAUUCGGUUCAAAAACUUGAAGAAAGCGGAUUAGACGUUGGCGUUGAAGAUUUCAAUAUUGUUACUAAAGUGAUUGAAGUAUACGGAGAAAUUAAUCCGUUUUUGAAAAAAAUUGUCGACAAUAAAAUUAAACCAAAAUCAGAGUAUCUAUUAGCUAAAGAUGGAGUCAAAAAAAUUAAAAAAGGUCACUAUGCGUUUUUCACCGAUCCGGCGACUAGUUAUUGGUUAAUAAACGACAUUUUCACCGAGAAGGAAAAAUGUGAUUUAUCGGAAUUGCCACUCCACAGACAUGAAACUACUGGUUACUUGGUUCAGAAAAAUUCUCCAUACAGAAAAUUAAUCAACUAUGCAAAUGUUAUUUUAUUGGAAACUGGACUUAUGCAAAGAGAACUCAGUAUAUGGCAUGCUGAAAAACCAAAAUGCACCGCUGGGAAAACUACAACCGAAGAAUCUUUAGUUAGCGUAGAAAUUAAAGACAUAGCAUCACUCAUAGCUUUUCUGAUCAUCGGGUUUAUUGGUUCUUUCACAAUUCUAGUACUGGAAAUAAUUGUACAUCGCCAUGAAACAACAAUUACAGCUAUCUUAAUAAAAAACCGAAACACCUAUUCAUCUAAAAUAUAA
Molecule: messenger RNA, 1968 nt
Organism: Rhopalosiphum maidis (corn leaf aphid)
Lineage: Eukaryota; Metazoa; Arthropoda; Insecta; Hemiptera; Aphididae
Product: ionotropic receptor 75a-like
Exons: 9
Coding region: 1-1968 (655 amino acids)
Cellular component (GO): membrane
Molecular function (GO): ligand-gated monoatomic ion channel activity
Source: RefSeq, a predicted model, not a curated record